Brassica oleracea var. oleracea is the source of this 886-nucleotide messenger RNA. RefSeq names its product cytochrome b-c1 complex subunit 6-like. Gene Ontology annotation, biological process: mitochondrial electron transport, ubiquinol to cytochrome c. Bases 430 to 678 code for a protein of 82 amino acids. The record is from RefSeq and is a predicted model, not a curated record. NCBI's taxonomy places the organism in Eukaryota, Viridiplantae, Streptophyta, Magnoliopsida, Brassicales, Brassicaceae. The transcript is spliced from 4 exons.
GAACAACAAAACUGUAGGGUUCCUCCUUCGUUUCGUCGACACUACAUCUUCUCUCUCAAUCAGUUUACAUCUCACGACUGACUUAACGCCAUGUAAGUCUAUCCUAAAACUCGACGCUGUUCCUUGAUUUUAAUUAAUAAUCUCCAGAUCAUGUAGGCCUCUCUGAAUCUCUAGAUUGAGCUCUAUCGUGUGUAGUGAUCGGGUCCACGAUGAUAUAGAAUUAGAUUUGUCCAUUUUCGUCUUUCAUACGUUAGCAUUUUAGCUUGCUGAUUGAGAUGUCCCGAUAGAAUUAGGUUUUGCAUCUUAUGACCAGAGUAGCUUUGUUCUUGUAUGAAUGUCCUCUUAAGUCUCAAUCGAAAAAAAAAACAGAUUCUUGUAACACGGAAUUGAUUUUUCCAUCCUUGAUAAUGAUGGGGAUGAUGUGAUGUGAUGAUGGUUUUAAUUCGUCUUUCGUUUUUGAUAAAUUUCAGGGCAGACGAUGAGGUUGUUGAUCCAAAGAAGUACCUUGAGGAGUCUUGCAAUCCAAAAUGCGUGAAGCCACUACUCGAGUAUCAGGCGUGUGUCAAGAGAAUCCAAGGUGAUGACUCUGGCCACAAGCACUGCACUGGGCAGUACUUCGACUACUGGCAGUGCAUUGACAAAUGUGUUGCACCCAAGCUCUUUACAAAACUCAAAUGAAACAAGGCGAAGCUGGAGUCGACAUUGUCUUUUGAGUUUAAGGGAUGUAUAAAACGCAGUUGAUGUUGGAACAUUUUUGUAACUGCAAACCUGAUUAUGCCAAAUUGCUUUGCUUCUCGGUUUUGUUUUUAUCGCUUUUAUGUUUUUUUUUUUCCUACAGACAUUGUUAUUGUCCUUCUUUUGAAGUAAUAAAUAACUUUUUACACAA